Anisakis simplex (herring worm) is the source of this 414-nucleotide messenger RNA. Lineage: Eukaryota; Metazoa; Nematoda; Chromadorea; Rhabditida; Anisakidae. The record is from the annotation of a GenBank genome assembly.
AUGCCACUUCAAGUGAUCAGAAUUGGUAAAAUCAAAUGUACGAAUGGUCGAAAGAAGUCAAAACUGGUGGGUGUUAAGCGAGAAGAGAGAGCGAAACGUCUCCUUCUAAUGGGAAUGCUUUUGCAGAAGGAGAAAGAUCUCGAACUAGCAGCAAAAAUUGGACAGUCACUUUUGGAGCAAAAUCGCGAACUACAAAAUAGAAACGAUUUUCUUGAAGAAUCGUUGAAUGCCAGCAACGAAACCGUUGUACAGUUACGGCAUGAACUUCAGAUGCGUAUCAAUCUGUUGCACGUUUACGCUGAUUAUGACGACUACAAUGAGGCAUUGCAUUUCGAAGGAUAUUCGAAACUACAUUUUAUCACUUCUUUAUUUAUCUCCUUCAUUUCGAAACUAUCUAUCUCAUCGGUUUAUUGA